Diospyros lotus (date-plum) is the source of this 2169-nucleotide messenger RNA. RefSeq lists its product as uncharacterized. The transcript is spliced from 3 exons. The record is from RefSeq and is a predicted model, not a curated record. Bases 393 to 1886 code for a protein of 497 amino acids. Lineage: Eukaryota; Viridiplantae; Streptophyta; Magnoliopsida; Ericales; Ebenaceae.
CCCUAUUGGUGCCUAUAUAGAGAGAGAAACGGAAAGAGAGACAGCAGGAUCCUUCCCUACCACUUCUGCUACAACUACACAAAUCUUGCAGCCAUUUCCAUCUCUCUUUUAAUUACAAAACCUUGAUGCUUUUUAUAUAUUUUCCUGCUGGUUUGUAUCACCAACAUGCCUCGAUUUUCUAACCCCAGAUUUGAAUGACCCAGCCAGCAAUAAGGAACUCUCCUCAUUCCUUCCUCUCCCCCCCCCCCCCCCCGCCCCAACUAUUUCUACCCCUCUUCUUCCCCUCCUUGAAUCCUCCCUCCAAGUUGAAAUCUCUUCAACUUAGCAACAAAAUCAAAACCCAUUCCAAAGUUCCAAUCUUAAUUUUUAGAGUUUUUAGUGGAUUCUGAUCGAUGAUGACUCAUAAGCAUUUACACGAGCUGCUUAAGGAAGAUCAAGAACCGUUCUUUCUCAACGAUCACCUUGCAAACAGGCGGUCUCAGCUCAAAAGGCCGAUUCCCAGAAACUCUCUACAGUCCAAGAAGCGGAAGCCGAUGGUGGAAAGCUUCUGCAAGCAGGCGUGCUUCUUGUCCUUCCAGGACUCGCCGGACGUGAGAAAGUCUCCGUUUCAUUUUCCGUCGCCGGCGCCGAGGAAGGGCCCGUGUAAGAGCCCAAACGCCGUGGUUUUGCAUGUGCCCGCCAGGACGGCGGCCGUGCUUCUCGAGGCCGCAAUGAGGAUUCAGACACAACCUUCCUGCUCGAAGCCGAAGACCCAGAUCAAGAACAUUGGGUUUGGGCUGUUUGGGUCCAUUCUCAAGCGGUUGGGUAGUAAGAACCGGAACGAGGCUAAGUUUCUGCCGAGAAAGUCGGCUGGAAAGAGUGGGAAAGUGCGGGAAACUAGUGUGGAUGAGGAAAGAGCUCGGUCCGAGAUUGGUUUUUCUUGUUCUUGCAGUAAUAGUAGGCGCAAUAGCACUGUUUGGUCGGAGAGUAACGAAGAGAAAUCGCUUGAUUUGGAGACGUGUAGCAGCGGUAGGUCUGAAGAUUCGGAAGAGAUUGAUCAGUUUGGAGAAGAUGAUCAAGAAAAUGGAGUCUUUACUUUCUGUGAGAAGCACUUCUGUACAAGUCCUAUGAGCCCUUUCCGAUUUGCUCUGCAAACUAGCCCAUCUCCCGGUCGCCGAAAGCCGGUCUUCUCGCCGCCGGCCACAUCUCCGAGUCUCCACGAGACACAGGACAAGGAGAAAUGUGAAGCAGAAAACACAGAAGAGAUCCUGUUAGAGGAGGAGGAGAAGGAACAGUGCAGCCCUGUAUCAGUGCUGGACCCUCCAUUCGAAGAUGAUGAUGACGGCGACGGCAACGACGAUGACGACGACGAAGGCUACGAUCUAGAAUGCAGCUACGCCAUUGUACAAAGAGCAAAGCAGCAGCUAUUGCACAAGCUUAUGAGGUUUGAGAAACUGGCCGGAUUGGAUCCGAUUGAGCUGGAGAAGAGAAUGUUAGAAGAACAAGAAGACGAUGACGAAGAAGAAGAUGAUGAUGAAGAGGAAACUGAAGAGAAGAAAAUGGAUUCCUUUGUUAGGGAAGUUGUUAGCAAAUCAGGCCUCCAUCGCGGAGAAGCCUCGCCGGACAUGAAGAGGCUGGUUCUGGACCUCGUGUCCGAGGAGAAGAGAGAGGCCGGAGACGGGGAAACGGCGGCUAAGCGGGUUUGCCAGAGGCUGGACUCAUGGAAGGAGGUGCAAUCGAACACCAUUGACAUGAUGGUUGAGCUGGAUUUCAGAAGAGAGCUUGAUGGCUGGAAGAGAAGCGACAAAGAGCAGCUUGGAGAGGCUGCCAUGGAGAUUGAGCUUUCCAUCUUUGGCCUAUUGGUGGAGGAACUAAGUGAAGAUCUGGUUUGCAUGCAUGGGCAUUGAUCAAAGUUCAUCUCCAUCGAUCUAAAUAAAUUUUGCCCUUUUUUAUGUUUAUUUUGGGGGGUGGGUUAGAUUUAUUAAAUUUAAUUGAAUGUUGUCGCACGUAGUCUGACUUGAACAACUAUGAGGGGGACAGGCUAAUCUCAGUAUAAUUAACUAAGACGAUGGAUUUAGAUGAUGGUAGAGUGGCAUUACUAUAUAUAUGUAUGUAUAUGCGUCAUGUACAUGUAGGAGGGGAGAUGUAUGUACCCUUUGCUUAAUGAGACAUGAGAGAUUAGAAUCCUAA